AGAGCACAUCCGUAGUGUGUGCAUGCAUCACAGUCACACACACACAGCAGAAGAAGAAGAAACCGAACGAGGGUUUAGCUAGCAAAAUAAACAGAAGCAAGCAAGCUAGCUAGAGCUAAGGAUCGAGAUCGAGAUCGACCGACCGACGACGAUCAGCUAGCAUGGCGCGCUUCGUGGAUCCGCUGGUGGUGGGGCGGGUGAUCGGCGAGGUGGUGGACCUGUUCGUGCCUUCCAUCUCCAUGACCGUCGCCUAUGAUGGCCCCAAGGACAUCAGCAACGGCUGCCUCCUCAAGCCGUCCGCCACCGCCGCGCCGCCGCUCGUCCGCAUCUCCGGCCGCCGCAACGACCUCUACACGCUGAUCAUGACGGACCCCGAUGCGCCUAGCCCCAGCAACCCGACCAUGAGGGAGUACCUCCACUGGAUAGUGAUUAACAUACCAGGAGGAACAGAUGCUACUAAAGGUGAGGAGGUGGUGGAGUACAUGGGCCCGCGGCCGCCGGUGGGUAUCCACCGCUACGUGCUGGUGCUGUUCGAGCAGAAGACGCGCGUGCACGCGGAGGCCCCCGGCGACCGCGCCAACUUCAAGACGCGCGCGUUCGCGGCGGCGCACGAGCUCGGCCUCCCCACUGCCGUCGUCUACUUCAACGCGCAGAAGGAGCCCGCCAGCCGCCGCCGCUAGCUAGCAGCUCCUCUCUGAGGCAUGCCAGAUGCAUGCGUGUGCGUGCAGGUGCAACCACCGCACUGCCGGCGGCUACGUAUGACCGGUGAAUAAAAAGUUUUACUGCACCGUAAGCAUGCUCGCCCUGUUGCUAUUGGUAUAUGUUAGCAGUGUGGCAGUCUGUAUGUAGUAGCUAUUCGCUUGCAUCUAUGCACUCUAUGUUAGUAUGCGUACGUGUGGUU
Messenger RNA from Zea mays, 901 nucleotides. Its product is annotated as ZCN9 protein. The coding region runs from base 162 to 680 and encodes 172 amino acids. Lineage: Eukaryota; Viridiplantae; Streptophyta; Magnoliopsida; Poales; Poaceae. The record is from RefSeq and is marked validated. The transcript has 4 exons.